Molecule: messenger RNA, 1332 nt
Organism: Nerophis lumbriciformis (worm pipefish)
Lineage: Eukaryota; Metazoa; Chordata; Actinopteri; Syngnathiformes; Syngnathidae
Source: RefSeq, a predicted model, not a curated record
AUGCUUUUAUUUUGCUGCAAGAAGCCUAGAAUAAACGAAGGCACGCCAAGUCCAGGAUUGGAAACCGCCAGUCCGCCGCUGUCCAUGGCGACGAGUGCACCUGUUGAGGGGGGCUCAUCUGAAGAGGAUGAGGGCUGCGCAGCUAUUGCCCGGAACGCCGAGGCCAAGGAAGCCUUCGCCGCCGCUGUCCAAAAGCUGGGCGUGCAGCUGUUAGAAAACCUCAAAACGACACCCGAGAAUCCCAAUAUCAUUAUAUCACCUUUUAGCAUCGUUUUGGCUCUCUCCCAGCUCGCCCUAGGUGCUGUUAAUGAGACCGAGGAGCUGCUGAUGCAACAUCUCCAAGGCAACACCAUCACAUGCUACCAUCAUUCUGUCAAUCACAUCAUGGGGCAACUCGGAAAGAGUGACCUGAAAAUCGCCACACGCAUCUUCCUGCGUCAAGGCUUUAGGCCAAAGGAGGACUUCCUUCAGGAGUCCAAGCGCCUGUACGACUCGGAACCGGCUGUCUUGGAGAGCGUGAAGCAGCUCAACGACUGGGUAGAGAAUGCCACAAAUGGGCAGAUAACUGACUUCAUGUCAGAAGUGCCGCCCAACAUGCUACUUAUGCUCAUCAAUGCUGUCCACUUCAAAGGUGAAUGGAAGACUCUCUUCGACCCACGCCAUACCACCACGGGCGCGUUCUUCCUUGACGAUAAGAAUAUGGUCAACGUUGAGGUGAUGGAAGAUUCCAAACAUCCUCUACGUUUAUUUGGUGACAGUGAACUCGAGUCACAGGUAGCAAGCUUCCCUUUCGUGAAGGGGAUAAGUUUUUUAGUAAUCAUGCCCAGGUCCGGACAUGUGAACGUGUCCUCGCUCGUUCCUAAGCUGAAUAUUUCCAGCAUUUAUGAUCGUCUGCCCAAUGAAAGGGCCGUUCACGUUAAAAUUCCCAAAUUCAAACUUGAGUACUCUCAGCAGCUGCAGGAGGCCUUCACCAAAAUAGGCCUCGGAGAUGUGUUUUCCAGUCCCAAUCUGGCAGACAUAGCUGAUGGUCCCCUGCAGGUGUCCAGCGUCAUGCACAAAUCUGCCAUGGAAAUCAAUGAGGAAGGAGCCGAGGCUUCUGCUGCCACCGCUGUGGUUAUCUCCCGCGCGUCCAACCCCGUGUUCUACCUGAGCCACCCUUUCUUCUUCGCGCUCGUGGACGAUGCAACACGAGUACCAAUCUUCAUGGGCGUCAUCAACAACCCUAAUCCUGGUGCGCAGGUUUUGCCGAGAGCAAAAUCCAAAAGUAUGGAUAAAGACAUGUUGCAAAACGAUAAGAAUCAAGUAGGUGAGGUGGGAGGCCCACCUAAGUAG